Molecule: messenger RNA, 1665 nt
Organism: Ogataea haglerorum
Lineage: Eukaryota; Fungi; Ascomycota; Pichiomycetes; Pichiales; Pichiaceae
Exons: 2
Coding region: 1-1665 (554 amino acids)
Source: RefSeq, a predicted model, not a curated record
AUGCAAAAUCGUGCCCGAGAACGACAUCCAGGAGCUGUGUUUUCUGGCGCAGGAGCUGCUCAUCCAGGAGUCCAACAUCCAGCUGGUGGACCCGCCCGUGACGAUCUGCGGCGACAUCCACGGGCAACUGCACGACCUGCUGCGGCUGUUCAAGAUCUCCAAAGAGCCGCCGCACACAAAGUACCUGUUUCUCGGCGACUUUGUGGACCGCGGGUUCUACUCGCUCGAGACGUUUCUGCUGCUGCUGUGCUACAAAGUGCGAUAUCCAGACCGCAUCUACCUGAUCCGGGGAAACCACGAGUCGCGUCAGAUCACCAGCGUGUACGGGUUUUACGACGAGUGCAUGCGCAACCCGGCGAUCGAGACGAUCGACGAGAUCCGGCUGAUCGACCGCAAACAGGAGGUCCCGCACGACGGGCUCAUGUGCGACCUGCUGUGGUCCGACCCCGAGGAAAACAUCCCGGCCUGGGCGGUGUCGCCGCGCGGCGCGGGCUACCUGUUCGGCUACACCGAGACCGAGCGGUUUCUGUUCAAAAACAGCCUCAGUCUGAUUGCCCGCGCCCACCAGCUGGUCAUGGAGGGCUACAAGGAGGUGUUCGACGGCGGCCUCGUGACCGUCUGGUCGGCGCCCAACUACUGCUACCGGUGCGGCAACGUGGCUGCCGUGCUGACGCUCGACGACAACCUCAACCGCAACUACACCGUCUUCGACAGCAUGCUGCAGGACUGCUCCGAGAUCCCGUCCAAAAAACCCGUCGCCGACUACUUUCUGUGAGUGUGCCUGUCGCCAACGGCUGGCCUGCCUCGAGGCGGGCGUGCACGACCAUAAAUUUUAUUGUUUGGCAGAUCUCAGGCACAACAACAAGUUUUCUUUUGCUCCAUGACGGACACGAAAAACACGUCGACGCAGGACGUGCUCACAUCCAUCGUGGCGAACGGCGUUGUCUGCGCCGUGUUUGUGGGGCUUUUCCUGCUGCUCCGAGUCCGGUUCAAGCGCAUCUACCAGCCCAAGUCCAGCUUCGACAUCGUGCCCGACAGCGAGAAGCCGGCCCCGCUGCCGCAGGACCCGCUGACCUGGAUCUUUGCCCUGCUCAGGAAGCCGCCCUCCUUCGUCAUCCAGCAGGCCGGCAUCGACGGGUAUCUGUUUCUGCGGUACCUGUUUAUCGUGGCCUCCCUUGCUCUAGGAGGCAUAGCCACAUGGCCCGUUCUGCUCCCUGUGAACGCCACGGACGGCAAGGGCGAGGCUGGGCUCGACCAGCUGAGCAUCUCCAACGUCAGCUCGGCCCGCAGGUACUACGCCCAUGUGUUUGUGUCGUGCAUCUUCUACGGCGUCGUGCUGUUUGUGAUCUACCGCGAGCUGCACUUCUACUCGAGUCUGCGCAACCUCGUGCUCACGACGCCCGCGUACGCGAAGAAGCUCAGCUCCAGGACGGUCAUUUUCCAGACCGUCAGCGACCGGUACCUCGACGAGGAGGAGUUUUUCAAGCUGUUCGAGGGUGUCAAGCGGGUCUGGGUGGCCAGGAGAAACAGACGGCUGUCGCGCGCGCUCAAGCGCAGAGAGCGGCUCACGAGCGCGCUCGAGGUCGCCCUGACAAAGCUGCUCCAGCGCGCCGUCAAGGAGAAACUCAAGGCCGACAAAAAGGGCCGUGUCAUCGAGAACCCUGA